Messenger RNA from Frankliniella occidentalis (western flower thrips), 1304 nucleotides. RefSeq lists its product as uncharacterized. Gene Ontology annotation, biological process: mitotic sister chromatid segregation. Lineage: Eukaryota; Metazoa; Arthropoda; Insecta; Thysanoptera; Thripidae. The transcript is spliced from 7 exons. Gene Ontology annotation, cellular component: chromosome passenger complex; chromosome, centromeric region; spindle midzone. The record is from RefSeq and is a predicted model, not a curated record. The coding region runs from base 151 to 1002 and encodes 283 amino acids.
ACGCGGUCGAAAAGACAAAACACCAUCGACCCCCCACAAAUCUCAAACGAAAUUUUGGCGGUUGCAGAUCGGACCGGACACCGACCUACCGAACCGGGACAAGAAAACAACAAAAUAUCUUGCUGUCAUAUUCUCCUAUUUUUUUGAGCGAUGGUUCGAACAAGAGCGAAAAAAGGCACUACAGCCAAACAGAAAGAUGCUGCUAGUCCCAAAGUGAAGCAGGAAGAUCAAUACUGGGAUGUGUGGCUGCUGGAUUUCGAAAAUGAAUUGGAAGGUCGGAAACAUAAACUUCUUUUAAAAAUGCAAGAAGAGAGUGACUGCUUAGACCGCAAUCUCAUGUUGGUCUUGGGCCAGAUUCCUUCCGAGGAAGCAAACCUUCCGCCAGGCGCAAUCAGUAAUCGUCAGAAAGAUUCCAUUGACUCUAUUGACUCUUUUGAUGCAACUCUGACAUCAACCAUUAAAAGCAAAGGUAUAGUAACAAGCACUGCAUUCAAACCUAUGCCACCACCUGAGCCUAAAUCUACUACAAGGCAAUCUCGGGCCAAAACUAAACAUACACGGACAAGAACUAGCUCACUCACUGAUGUGUCAGCUAUACAGCCAGAUUUAUCCUCCACUCGUCGCUUAACUCGGAGUUCUUCUCAGCCAAGAGAUAACAGGUCCAAAUUCAUUACAGAUUACCAGACACCUAUGAACAGGCCAGACAGAACUUUGUCAGCUGUUACUCCUAAAUGUGAUCCAUACUGUCCCAUGCCUCUGAAGCGUUAUGCCCGUCAGGGUGAAAUGGCCAUUUCAUUAACUGGUAGCCCAUUGAUGAUGACAACUAGUAUUACAGAACCAAACAUCUGCCUACCCCUUAAUAAUGGAACUGAAGUUUACUCCAUCCAGCCUACUGAGGGCCCAUGUCCAGUUGGCAUUGGGGCAUCCUUGGACACUCAAACAAGGAUGAAAUUGCAGAUUCUCCGUGAUAACUUAAGUAAGAUUUUGGGAGAGGAGCAUUAAGACCUCUGUAGCUUUUAACUUGGAUAGAUAUUUCUGUCUAUUGAAGGGAGGUAAUGUUGUAUUUUCCUGAUUAUUUUAGCUUAUAUUUUCUUAAUGUUUAAGUAUCUAGUUCGCUCUUUAUUUUCAAAUAAAAGUAAAUCUAAUUAUUUCAAAGAAACAUCUUUAGAGUUUUGAUUGAAACUUAUCUUGGCCUUUGGUUUUAAAAUAUCAAUAAUUUCAUCUGUGUUUUCAUUCUUACCAGUAUUUGAUGUUGUUUUUAAUCAUCUAUCUAUGUGUAAAUAAAAUCAGUAUAUCAAUUAAAA